This is a messenger RNA of Poeciliopsis prolifica (blackstripe livebearer), 1232 nucleotides long. It is a transcript of the gene ptrh1, whose product is annotated as peptidyl-tRNA hydrolase 1 homolog. Gene Ontology annotation, molecular function: peptidyl-tRNA hydrolase activity. NCBI's taxonomy places the organism in Eukaryota, Metazoa, Chordata, Actinopteri, Cyprinodontiformes, Poeciliidae. The record is from RefSeq and is a predicted model, not a curated record. The transcript has 5 exons. Bases 221 to 1018 code for a protein of 265 amino acids.
CUUGACUAGUUUGAGUGAAAGGUCACGAAUGAUUGAGACAAUAUUUAAAGAGGGUUUUGUUUUUAAAAUUAAUGAUUUAAUUGGAUAUUUUGCAGGUUUUACAGUUUCUGAGAUUGAUGUGAACGUAGGUUCAUCUGUUCAGGAUGCUGCUUCCUGUUCCUGUGCGUUACCUCAAGAACUGACUGAUUAUUAAGACGGAUCGCUUUAACAUCACAGCCGAAUGAAAAACCGUUCGUUUUUGACUAAAGUCUGUCCGUUUUUAUCGCAUUUCUUUAAGAAGCUGUUGAGCUUUGUCGCGAUGAGAAGACUUUUAACGAGAGUCAUAAACCGAGUUCUGCUGGGAGAGCAGUUUAAAGCAGCGAUGAUCGGAGCUGAAGCGGAGAUUCACUCAGAGGGUCGGAGAAAGUUGGUGGUGGGGCUCGGGAACCCGGGGAUGCAGGGUACCAGACACAACGUUGGGAUGGCGGUACUGGGAGCGCUAGCUGCCCAGCUCGGUGUGGCCGACCGUUGGCACAGCGACCGUCAUGUAUCCGGUGAGGUCAUCCUGACGGAGGUCCAGCAGGCCCGCGUGGUUCUGCUCCGUCCCCGGCUGCUGAUGAACGUCAACGGGGUGUCAGUGGCCAGAGCGGCUGGAAAAUAUGGAGUCAAGCCUGAAGACAUCCUGCUGGUCCACGAUGAGCUGGACAAACCUUUGGGGAAAAUCGCCAUCAAACAUGGAGGAAGCGCCAGGGGUCACAACGGAGUUCGAUCGUGUGUCGACUGUCUCCAGACCGAUGUGAUGCCCAGACUCCGGGUCGGGAUCGCCCGGCCAUCCGGGAAAACCUCCGUGGAGCGUUACGUUCUGAGUCGGUUCACGACGGAGGAGCUGAAGGUUCUGGAAACGGUUCUGGUCCAAAGCGUGGAUCUGCUCAUCUCCCAGCUCUCCCAGCAGGACGCGCAGCCUGCCUCCUCACCAGCAGGGGGCAGAAGAGCAGCACAGCACAGGAAGCAGAAGGAAGACUCUACAGUUGUUACCUGAACUUUGUGAUACAGCCAGUAAAGAUGGCCGCCUGAUUAUAGGAGGAGAAAAUCCAUGAAGCCUGAACUUCAGAACAAAGAGGAGAAGCAUCUGUUGAACAUCUGCUCCCUCUGAUCAAGUCAUACAAACUUUGUCUCUUGCUUUUAUCAAACAUUAAAUGCUGCAGCUGAGAUGUUUCCUCUUAUUUGGUGACUUCUGCUGCAGAAAGUCUGUC